Mytilinidion resinicola is the source of this 6560-nucleotide messenger RNA. Its product is annotated as glutamate synthase-like protein. Lineage: Eukaryota; Fungi; Ascomycota; Dothideomycetes; Mytilinidiales; Mytilinidiaceae. Gene Ontology annotation, molecular function: iron-sulfur cluster binding; FMN binding; iron ion binding. The record is from RefSeq and is a predicted model, not a curated record. The transcript has 5 exons. The coding region runs from base 1 to 6405 and encodes 2134 amino acids.
AUGGGGCGAGUUCAAUUCGCCGAAGACACAAAAUCUGCCGACGACCUCAUUGAGGAGGAGCCUGUCAAGGUCUUCCCAUAUCAGGACACUCCUGACAACAAUUCAUGGGCUGGUACGCUCCCACUGAAGCAGGGUCUCUAUGACCCAGAGCUCGAAAAGGAUGCCUGCGGAGUGGGCUUUGCAGCACACAUCAAGGGCAAAGCCAGCCACAAGAUUGUUAGCGAUGCUCGUUCGCUCCUUUGCAACAUGACCCAUCGAGGGGCGGUCGGCUCGGAUGCCCGCGAUGGCGACGGAGCUGGUGUUAUGACUUCGAUACCCCACAAGUUCUUCCUCAAGAACUUCGAGAGAGAGCAGGGUAUCAAGUUGCCAGAGCUAGGACAGUACGCCGCAGGAAAUCUGUUCUUCAAGCCGGACGCGGAGAUACUGAAGGAGACGAUUGCAACCUUCGAGGAGGUCGCAGACUCGCUCGACUUGCGAGUUCUUGGAUGGCGAGAGGUCCCUCGAGACUCGGCUUUACUGGGCCCAGCAGCAUUGUCAAGGGAGCCAGUUGUCCUUCAGCCAUUCGUGGUUCUGAAGUCCGCCUACGGCGGCGGCAAGGAGCCGAACGAGCAUUUCGCCAAAAAGUUCGAUGAAUCACGCUUCGAGCGUCAGCUGUACGUCCUCCGAAAGCGGGCUACACACACCAUCGGUCUCCAUAACUGGUUCUACCUCUGCUCCCUGAGUAACAAGAACAUUGUGUACAAGGGGCAGCUCGCGCCUGUCCAAGUGUAUCAGUACUACCACGACUUGGUGUCUGUCGACUACGAGGGACAUUUUGCGCUGGUGCACUCCCGCUUCUCGACCAACACUUUCCCAAGCUGGGAUCGUGCACAGCCUCUUCGAUGGGCCGCUCACAAUGGCGAAAUCAACACACUCCGAGGCAACAAGAACUGGAUGCGAGCACGCGAAGGCGUAAUGAAGUCGGACGUGUUCGGAGACGAGCUCGAUUUGCUCUACCCGAUCAUCGAAGACGGUGGCUCCGACUCGGCUGCUUUCGAUAAUGUGCUGGAAUUGCUCGUCAUCAACGGCGUUCUCUCUCUUCCUGAGGCGGUCAUGCUCAUGGUUCCCGAAGCCUGGCAGGGAAAUCGAGCUAUGGAUCCAGCGAAGCAGGCCUUCUACGAGUGGGCUGGCUGUAUGAUGGAACCCUGGGAUGGACCUGCACUCUUCACAUUCGCUGACGGUCGAUACUGCGGCGCCAAUCUGGACAGAAACGGCCUGCGUCCAUGUCGUUACUACAUCACAGAUGAUGACCGUAUUGUCUGCGCCUCGGAGGUCGGUACAAUCAACAUUGAGCCAGAGAGAAUCGUCCAGAAGGGCCGUCUUCAGCCGGGGCGUAUGCUCCUCGUGGAUACUGUGGCUGGCCGCAUUGUCGACGACGCCGAAUUGAAGGCAACCGUCGCAAACCGCCACAACUUCAAGUCAUGGAUCGAGACCCAGCUCUUAUCUUUGCCCUCAAUCCUGAGUCAGUUGACCGAAAAGGGUACCAUUCUGUCACACCAGCCAACGGACACCCGCGUCCAUGAAGAUCCCCGCCUCAGGGCUUUCGGAUAUUCGCUGGAACAAGUCAGCUUGUUGCUAGGUCCCAUGGCAGCAGACUCGAAAGAAGCCCUCGGGUCCAUGGGUAAUGAUGCUCCUCUUGCCUGCCUCGCUACGCAGCCCCGUCUCCUUUAUGAAUACUUUCGCCAGCUUUUCGCGCAAGUUACGAAUCCGCCUAUCGAUCCUAUUCGAGAGGCAAUUGUCAUGUCUUUGGAAGCAUACGUCGGUCCGCAAGGGAAUCUCCUUGAGAUGAACGAGACCCAAUGCCAUCGGAUACUUCUUCCAUCUCCUGUUCUUUCUGUUGAAGAAUUCAAUGCUCUCGUAAACACUCACGUCUUAUACCCUGAUUGGUCAGUUAAGCUCAUCGAUAUCACAUUUCCCAAAAAGGAUGGCGUCAAGGGAUACAUGGCGGCUUUGGACCGUAUUUGCGAAUCGGCCACCGAAGGCAUUACAGGCGGCGACAACAUCUUGGUCCUCUCAGACCGUGCAACCUCAGCAGAUCGCGUUCCAGUGUCUGCUCUCCUAGCCACUGGCAUGGUACACCACCAUCUCGUGAGGAAUCGAUGGCGAUCUCAAGCUGCGUUGGUUGUCGAGACGGCUGAAGCUCGCGAAGUUCAUCACAUGUGUGUGCUUGUCGGCUAUGGCGCCGAUGCAAUCUGCCCAUAUCUGGCAAUAGAGUGCAUUCUCAAGAUGCAACGCGAGGGCCUGAUCCGAAAGAAGUUGUCCCCAGAGCAGCUAAUCGACAAUUACAAGCACUCAUGCGACGGCGGCAUUCUGAAAGUGAUGAGUAAGAUGGGAAUCUCUACUCUCCAGAGCUACAAGGGUGCCCAGAUCUUCGAGUCCCUCGGAAUCGAUGACACUGUCGUUGAUCGCUGCUUUACCGGAACCGCAAGCCGAAUCAAGGGUAUGACCUUUGAGCUUAUUGCUCAAGAUGCCUUUGCUCUGCACGAAAAAGGAUACCCGUCGCGAAGCAUUGUCGAGAUCCCAGGCCUUGCCGAAACCGGAGAGUACCAUUGGCGUGACGGUGGAGAACCGCACGUGAAUGACCCGACUGCCAUUGCCAACAUCCAGGAUGCCGUUCGGACGAAGAACGACAAGUCAUACGAGGCCUAUUCCAUUGCCGAGUAUGAGAGGAUCAAGGACUGCACUCUUCGAGGUUUGAUUGAUUUCAACUUUGAUGAGAGAACCCCGAUUCCCAUCGACCAGGUUGAGCCGUGGACUGAGAUUGUUCGCCGCUGUGUUACUGGCGCAAUGUCCUAUGGCUCCAUUUCUAUGGAGUCUCACUCAACACUAGCCGUGGCCAUGAAUCGUCUCGGAGGAAAGUCGAACACCGGAGAAGGCGGUGAAGAUCCUGAGCGGAGUUUACGCCUCGACAAUGGUGACACUAUGCGCUCUGCUAUCAAGCAGGUUGCCUCCGGACGUUUCGGUGUGACGAGCAACUACCUCGCCGACUCUGAUGAGCUGCAGAUCAAGAUGGCCCAGGGAGCUAAGCCUGGCGAAGGAGGCGAACUUCCAGGCCACAAGGUUUCUGGUCCCAUUGCGAAAACCCGCCAUUCCACCCCUGGAGUCGGCCUCAUCUCCCCCCCACCGCAUCACGACAUCUAUUCGAUCGAAGAUCUGAAGCAGCUGAUCUAUGAUCUGAAGUGCUCGAACCCCCGGGCUCGUGUGUCAGUGAAGUUGGUCUCUGAGACUGGUGUCGGCAUCGUCGCAUCUGGUGUCGCUAAGGCGAAGGCUGAUCACAUUCUGAUCUCCGGACACGAUGGUGGUACUGGUGCCUCUAGAUGGACUGGUAUCAAAUACGCCGGCCUUCCUUGGGAACUCGGUCUUGCUGAAACUCAUCAAACACUGGUGCUGAACGAUCUCCGAGGACGUGUCGUCGUCCAGACUGAUGGUCAGCUGCGAACUGGUCGGGACGUCGCCAUUGCUUGUCUGCUUGGAGCCGAAGAGUGGGGCUUCGCAACCACACCUCUGAUUGCCAUGGGAUGCAUCAUGAUGCGUAAAUGUCAUCUGCAAUCUAGCAACACUUGUCCCGUCGGUAUCGCGACGCAAGAUCCUGAGCUGAGGAAGAAGUUCACCGGCACGCCUGAGCAUGUCAUCAACUUCUUCUACUACGUUGCCAAUGAGCUCAGGGCCAUCAUGGCCAAGCUGGGAUUCCGAACCAUCAACGAUAUGGUUGGUCAUUGCGAGGUUCUCCGCAUCCGUGACGAUCUUCGAACUGCGAAGACUGAAAACAUCGACUUGUCGUUGAUCCUGACACCUGCACAUAAACUUCGACCAAACGUGGCCACGUACAAUGUCCGCAAGCAGGACCACCGACUCCAUGUUCGUCUGGAUAACAAACUCAUUGCGGAGGCGGAACUCGCCCUCGAAAAGGGGAUCCCAGUUCGCAUUGAGUGCGACAUUGUGAACACCGAUCGAUCGCUUGGUACCACCUUAUCGUACCAGAUAAGCAGACGUUACGGCGAGGUCGGUCUACCUCAGGAUACGAUUCACGCAAAUAUCCGCGGCUCUGCAGGUCAGUCAUUUGGUGCCUUCCUCGCUCCGGGAGUUACUCUAGAGCUCGAGGGUGAUGCCAACGACUACGUCGGAAAGGGCCUUUCCGGAGGACGCCUCAUCGUGUACCCACCGCGAAAUUCAGUCUUCAAGGCCGAAGAGAACAUCCUCGUCGGCAACGUCUGUCUGUAUGGCGCCACCAGCGGUGCUGCAUUCUUCCGAGGUGUCGCUGCCGAGCGAUUCGCCGUACGCAACUCUGGCGUGACGACUGUCGUUGAAGGUGUCGGAGAUCAUUGUUGCGAGUAUAUGACUGGUGGUCGUGUCAUCGUCCUUGGAUCAACCGGUCGCAACUUCGCGGCUGGUAUGUCCGGAGGAAUCGCGUACGUCCUUGAUAUGCACCACGACUUCGAAGGCAAAGUCAAUCAAGAGAUGGUGGAGCUGUCUGGCAUCGAAGAUCCUCAGGAGAUCGCGUUUGUGCGAGGGUUGAUCGAGGAUCACCAUCAUUAUACCGGCUCGGAGCUCGCGGCUCGCGUUCUGCUUGAUUUCAACCGAGCUCUUCCUCGAUUCGUGAAGGUUAUGCCGACGGACUAUAAGCGUGUCCUCCUCGAAGAGAAAGCGAAAGAAGAGGAGGCUAAGAAGAAGGAAUACUCGCUACCGAUCCUCUCCGGGCACCCCGUUCGGGAGGCGCAUGAGCAGUCGAAGAAGGCGGAGCACGAACACGAAGCCAAAGAGAAGAAGAAGGCGGACCUCUUGGACAUCGAGGAGAGUGUGAGCGACGCGAAAGCGGAGAAGAAGAAAUCUGCUUUAGUCCUUGACAAGACGAAGGGGUUCAUGAAGUACCAGCGGCGGUCGGAGAAGUAUCGCAACCCGAAGACCCGCACCCGCGACUGGAAUGAGUUGUCAACGCGCCUCAAUGAGGACGAGCUCAAGUACCAGACUGCUAGAUGCAUGGACUGUGGCGUGCCGUUCUGCCAGUCCGACUCUGGUUGCCCCAUCAGCAAUAUCAUCCCCAAGUGGAACGAGCUUGUGUUCCAGAACCAGUGGAAGGACGCGCUCAACCGCCUGCUGAUGACCAACAACUUCCCUGAGUUUACCGGCCGAGUGUGUCCUGCGCCGUGCGAGGGGGCGUGCGUGCUUGGGAUCAAUGAGGAUCCAGUCGGAAUCAAGUCGAUUGAGUGCGCGAUUAUCGACCGCGGCUUCGAGAUGGGUUGGAUGGUCCCUUCGCCGCCAAAAUACCGAAGCGGAAAGAAGGUCGCCAUCAUAGGAUCUGGCCCGUCUGGACUUGCUGCUGCGGAUCAGUUGAACAAGGCCGGCCACUCUGUUAUCGUGUACGAGCGAUCGGAUCGCAUUGGCGGCCUGCUCAUGUACGGCAUUCCCAACAUGAAGCUCGACAAGAAGGUUGUCCAGCGCCGCGUCGACUUCCUCGCUAGCGAAGGCGUGAAGUUCGUGACUUCCGUGUUUGUUGGCCAAGAGGGGCAGCCUAGCCUGGAGUCGCUGCGUGCGGAGAGCGACGCAGUUAUCGUCGCCACUGGAGCAACCGUUGCCCGCGACCUCCCUCUCCCGAACCGCAACCUCGAGGGCAUCCACUUUGCCAUGCAGUUCCUGUCCAAGAACACAAAGUCGCUGCUUGAUUCCAACCUCUCCGAUGGAUCGUAUCUAUCUGCAAAGGGCCGAAAUGUGGUCGUCAUCGGCGGCGGAGAUACAGGAAAUGACUGCAUCGGAACUUCCCUACGACAUGGAGCAACCUCCAUCACCAACUUCGAGCUUCUUCCGCAGCCAGAGCCCAAGCGAGCCCGAGACAACCCCUGGCCGCAGUGGCCGCGCAUCUACCGCGUCGAUUACGGCCAUGCAGAGGUUAAAACGCACAUGGGCAAAGAUCCGCGCGAAUAUUGUGUCAUGUCUACGGACUUCGUCGACGACGGCGCCGGCCAUGUCAAGGGUAUCAACACAAUCUCCGUCGAAUGGACCCGAAAAGCCAACGGCGGUUGGGACAUGAAGAAACUCGAAGGCAGCGAGCGCUUCUUCCCUGCGGAGCUCGUCCUACUGUCUAUGGGCUUCUUGGGCCCGGAGGAGCUGGUUCUGGGAGACAUUGAGAAAGAUGCACGCUCAAACAUCAAGACCCCGCCUGGCAAGUACAGCACAAGCAUUCCAGGAGUCUUUGCUGCGGGAGAUUGCCGUCGCGGUCAGUCUCUUAUUGUCUGGGGCAUCAAUGAGGGCCGCCAGUGCGCGCGAGAGGUGGAUUCAUUCCUGACGGGAGUGGGCUCUAUGCUGCCGGUUACUGGAGGCAUCGUGAAGAGUAUUCCUUACGUAGCUCUUUCUGACGAGAAGGUGGUUUGAGGAGGGGUUGCGUGGAGCUUUCCAGCCAAACAUGUACCUAACUUUCAACAUAAAUAACUAACAGCGUGAGAUUCAGUGGGCCAGCCGGUGCCUGGCGCAGGUGGGGAUAGGGGCCUCGGCAUAUGUAAGAUCAAUCAAAAAGCAUAAUUUCUGAC